GAACCAUCCUAAACAUUUUAUCUAAAAGAAAAUCAGAAAGUUACAAACAAAAAUGGCUUUGCAAAAGCUUCCUCUCAUUGGGCUGCUUUUGCUCCUAACCAUCGUCGCCUCUCCAGCAAAUGCAGAUGGACCUGUAUGCCCGCCUUCGACCAAACUAAGCCGGGCAAGUUUCCCUGAAGGUUUUUUAUUUGGCACCGCUACUGCGGCAUACCAGGUCGAAGGUGCAAUUAAUGAAACUUGUCGUGGACCAGCUUUAUGGGACAUCUACUGUAGGAGAUAUCCUGAGAGAUGCAAUAACGAUAACGGUGAUGUGGCCGUUGAUUUCUUCCAUCGUUAUAAGGAAGAUAUUCAACUAAUGAAGAACCUAAACACAGACGCUUUCAGAAUGUCUAUCGCAUGGCCAAGAAUAUUUCCUCAUGGGAGAAAGGAGAAAGGAGUGAGUCAAGCUGGUGUGCAAUUUUACCAUGACCUCAUCGACGAGCUCAUAAGAAAUGGUAUAACUCCAUUCGUUACUGUUUUUCACUGGGACACUCCACAAGAUUUAGAAGACGAAUAUGGCGGAUUUUUAAGCGAUAGGAUUGUGAAGGAUUUCCGAGAGUAUGCAGACUUUGUUUUCCAAGAAUACGGUGGAAAAGUGAAACAUUGGAUCACUUUCAAUGAGCCAUGGGUUUUCUCGCACGCUGGUUAUGACGUAGGCAAAAAGGCACCUGGACGUUGCUCUUCUUACGUCAAUGCUAAAUGCCAAGACGGACGAUCAGGAUACGAGGCUUAUCUCGUCACUCACAAUCUCCUUCUCUCUCACGCAGAAGCCGUUGAAGCUUACAGAAAAUGCGAAAAGUGUAAAGGUGGGAAGAUUGGAAUCGCACAUAGUCCGGCUUGGUUCGAAGCACAUGACCUUGCUGAUUCACAAGACGGUGCGUCCAUCGACCGUGCACUUGACUUUAUUUUGGGAUGGCAUCUAGACACAACGACGUUUGGAGAUUAUCCACAGAUCAUGAAAGACAUUGUUGGACAUAGAUUGCCCAAAUUUACAACUGAGCAGAAAGCAAAAUUGAAAGAUUCUACCGAUUUCGUUGGGCUCAACUACUAUACUUCGGUGUUUUCAAACCAUUUGGAGAAACCUGAUCCUUCAAAACCAAGAUGGAUGCAAGAUUCUCUUAUUACAUGGGAGUCUAAGAAUCCGCAAAAUUACUCCAUUGGUAGCAAGCCUUUGACCGCUGCAUUGAACGUUUACUCGAGAGGGUUUAGAAGUCUUUUGAAGUACAUCAAGGAUAAAUACGCAAAUCCCGAAAUUAUGAUCAUGGAAAACGGAUACGGAGAAGAACUUGGGGCCUCAGAUUCGAUCGCUGUUGGUACCGCUGAUCACAACAGGAAAUAUUAUCUUCAGAGGCAUCUUUUGAGUAUGCAAGAAGCUGUUUGCAUCGACAAAGUGAAUGUUACAGGAUACUUUGUAUGGUCAUUGUUGGAUAACUUCGAGUGGCAAGAUGGUUACAAAAACAGAUUCGGACUCUACUACAUUGAUUUCAAAAAUAACCUCACACGUUACGAGAAAGAAUCCGGCAAGUAUUACAAGGAGUUCCUCAGUCAAGGUGUUCGUCCAUCAGCGAUCAAGAAGGAUGAGCUUUAAGCUAUAUUUGGUUUUCUGUUUCAAUGUGUCUUUAAUUUCCUAUGUUUUUCUUUGUGAUUGACCAAGAUUCAUGAGGUCUUGGUUAUAAUAAAAGAGUUUAUUUUCUUUUCAUUUUUCAAUGUCUACAUGAUUUGCCAGAUAUACAAGAGCUCUGAUUAAAUAAAAUGAUCCUUU
This is a messenger RNA of Arabidopsis lyrata subsp. lyrata, 1801 nucleotides long. RefSeq names its product beta-glucosidase 23. Gene Ontology annotation, biological process: carbohydrate metabolic process. The transcript is spliced from 13 exons. Gene Ontology annotation, molecular function: beta-glucosidase activity. NCBI's taxonomy places the organism in Eukaryota, Viridiplantae, Streptophyta, Magnoliopsida, Brassicales, Brassicaceae. Bases 53 to 1627 code for a protein of 524 amino acids. The record is from RefSeq and is a predicted model, not a curated record.